Molecule: messenger RNA, 6069 nt
Organism: Melanotaenia boesemani (Boeseman's rainbowfish)
Lineage: Eukaryota; Metazoa; Chordata; Actinopteri; Atheriniformes; Melanotaeniidae
Product: A disintegrin and metalloproteinase with thrombospondin motifs 16
Exons: 24
Coding region: 412-4341 (1309 amino acids)
Biological process (GO): proteolysis; translational initiation; extracellular matrix organization
Cellular component (GO): extracellular matrix
Molecular function (GO): metalloendopeptidase activity; RNA binding; translation initiation factor activity
Source: RefSeq, a predicted model, not a curated record
UCUGCCAUUGCUAAGACGAACCACAGCCUUUUCAAGACAAUCACAUGAUUUCAUUUGGGAGUCAAAAUGCUCCGCGGGGGUCACUGGGUAGAGAGAGAGUAGAAGAGUGAGUGUAUGUGAGUGUGAGAGGGGGGGAUUGAUUGUAGUCGACUCUCUGAGUGGAAAAAAUGAAAAUGACUAGCCGAGAGAGAGUACUCGAGUUCAAGCUAUUUACCACGUCUGGACACUGCGCUUGGAAAUGAAUGAAGAGCAAAUGAACUAAUAUAAAGAAGCCUGCAGCCGAAAAUCUUUGAUGUUGCGUUUACCACAUGCAGAGCUCCUGCUGCCGCCGCUGUUACACUUUUUAAUUCAACCUGCUGGAAAGUCUCCACUUUUUUUUUUACGAUAACAGAAUAAAGGUGAUCACCAGACAUGGCAUUGUUGCGCCUUUUUUGUGCGGACUGGAGAAACUGCACGGUGGUUUUGGUACUUUUCCACAUCUUCUGCUUUUUCACACCGUGCACAUUGAAUAAUGGUGCUGGCUCUUCUGGACAUCAUGGCUCAUCUGCUCUACUUCAGUCACUCAAUUUACCUCAACACACAGAAUAUGAGAUUGUAGCACCAUAUGAGGUCAAUUAUCAUGGAACAUACAUCUCGCAUGAUGUUGCUCAUCAUAAGAGCAGAAGACGACGUAGAUCCUUGACUCCAGAUGCAGACUCGUGGAACACUGGCAGCAGCAGCGAAACGUUCCACUUCCGGCUUAGUGGCUUCGGGCAGGAUUUCCACAUGGAGCUGAGGGAGGCCUCAGAGAGCCUGAUUGCACCUGGCUUCACCAUCCAGGUCCUGGGAAAGAAUGGCACCAAGAGCCUGAGGGCCUACCACCAGGAUGACCUCUGCUUUUACCAGGGGUCACUGAGGUCAAAGGUCAACUCCUCAGUGGCACUGUCCACAUGCAUGGGGAUGUCAGGUUUGAUUCGAACACAGGAUGCCGACUACUUCCUCAGACCAGUGUCACGCAGCCUUGCAGAGAGGGAGAACUUUACCAUGCCCACCAGUCACCAACCACACAUCCUCUACAAGACUGACAGGGACUUUUUAACAAAGCAGAGGCAUCGUGAGUCUCGGUUGCUUCAGAAGAGAUCCAUCGAUUCCUCUCACCACAAAUCACAUGAACACUUCCCUUCGAAGCUGGACUCCGCACACAACAUAGUUAAUGAAGAUCAAAAUGGACUCCUCCAAAAACAACAAAGUGACAUCCGAAGACAUCACCAUGACAACAGUAACAGCACAAGCCAUGGGGACCUACUGAAACGUCACGGCAACGGACGCCACCGCAGUGAUUACAGACAUGGAGAGAAGCAGAGGCAACACUUCUGUGGGAGAAGGAAGAAAUAUAUGCCCAAACUGCCAAAGGACGAUGUUUUUAUCCUCCCAGAUGAGUACAAGUUCAUCCCCAGGAACAAACGGGCCGUGCUGAUGAAGAAUCAGGUCAAUCAAAAGCUCAACGUGGAGACACUGGUGGUUGUGGACAGAAAAAUGAUGGACAACCACGGCCACGAGAACAUCACAACAUAUGUACUUACUGUGCUAAAUAUGGUCUCCAGCCUUUUUAAAGAUGGCACAAUAGGAGGAAAUAUCAACAUAGUUAUAGUGGGACUCGUGCUUUUGGGUGAAGAGCAGAAUGGCUUAGUGAUCAACCACCAUGCUGAUCACACACUGAACAGCUUCUGCCACUGGCAGUCAACUCUUGGAGGCAGAGAGGGCCGACACCAUGACCACGCCAUCCUCCUCACAGGACUCGACAUCUGCUCUUGGAAGAAUGAACCCUGUGAUACUCUUGGCUUUGCUCCAAUUAGUGGAAUGUGCAGCAAGUACCGGAGCUGUACCGUGAAUGAAGACACUGGCCUGGGUCUGGCAUUUACCAUCGCUCAUGAAUCGGGACACAAUUUUGGAAUGGUCCAUGAUGGUGAAGGCAAUGUUUGCAAGAAAUCGGAGGGCAACAUCAUGUCGCCCACAUUGGCUGGUCACAAUGGGAUCUUCUCUUGGUCUCCAUGCAGUCGCCAGUAUCUCAGCCGCUUCCUCAAUACCGCCCAAGCCUUUUGCCUAUCAGAUGAACCUAAAGCUGUCAAGGAGUACCAGUACCCUGAGAAGUUGCCGGGCGAGUUGUAUGAUGCAGACACACAGUGCAAAUGGCAGUUUGGAGAAAAGGCGAAACUCUGCACCCUUGAUUUUAAGAAGGAUAUCUGCAAGGCUCUGUGGUGCCACCGUGUUGGGAGGAAGUGUGAGACCAAAUUCAUGCCAGCUGCUGAAGGCUCUGCCUGCGGCCCUGAUAUGUGGUGUCGUAGGGGACAAUGUGUGAAACAGGGUGAUGAGGGCCCAAGGCCUCAGCACGGCCACUGGUCGGAGUGGUCAUUGUGGUCUACCUGCUCUCGAAGCUGCGAGAGUGGAGUCACCUUUCGAGAGAGGCAGUGCAACAACCCCAGACCUGUAUAUGGUGGGAAGUUCUGUGAGGGCUCCUCCAGGUCAUACAAGCUUUGUAACACUCAAGACUGUCCACCCAACACCACUGACUACAGAGCACAGCAGUGUGCUGAAUUCAACAGUAAACAGUUCAGAGGAUGGUACUACACCUGGAGACCAUACACGAGAGUGGACGAUCAAGAUGUUUGCAAGCUGUACUGCUUUGCUGAAGGUUAUGAUUUCUUCUUUGCCCUGGCCAGUAAAGUAAAGGAUGGGACACUUUGUUCAAGGGACAGCUCCAAUGUUUGUAUUGACGGAUUGUGUGAGAGAGUGGGCUGUGAUCGUAUUUUGGGCUCCACAGCUGUGCCUGAUGCAUGUGGGGUGUGUAAAGGAGACAACUCUACGUGCAAGAUCUACAAAGGACACUAUACAAAGCAGCAUUUUACUAAUCAGUACUAUGGAGUGGUAACCAUACCAGCAGGAGCUCGAAGCGUCCGUGUGAUGGAGCUGAAUACAUCCACUUCUUAUUUGGCUAUCAGAGACAAUCAGAGACACUAUUAUCUUAAUGGCCACUGGACAGUGGACUGGCCAGGACGACACCCCAUUGCUGGAACAAUUUUUGAGUACAAAAGACCAUAUAAUCGACCGGAGAGCCUCAUAUCAGCUGGUCCUACAAAUGAAACACUAGUAAUUGAGAUAUUGUUGCAGGGCUGGAAUCCUGGUGUGAGCUGGGAAUAUACUCUAAAGCACAUUGAUGAGAAGCUGCCCAAGAAUCACAUCAAGAACAAUUAUACCUGGGCCAUCAUACGAUCCCAGUGCUCUGAAACUUGUGCUGGAGGACAUAUGAACACCAAGCCAGCAUGCUACAAAGACUUGAGAGUGCAGGUGAAUGUGUCAUACUGCAAUCCCAGAUCAAAACCAGCUACUGGCAUGGUGCCCUGCAACACCCAACCAUGUCCUGCCAGCUGGUCUGUAGGAGAGUGGGGGGUGUGCAGCCAGAGCUGUGGAGGAGGGGAACAGACACGGCAGGUCCAGUGUGUCCAGAAAACCAGCCAGACCAAUGUAGACGCCCUGCCUGACUCUCACUGUGCCCAGCCCACCCCAUUUCUGAGGCAGGCCUGCAACACUCAUAGCUGCCCCCCUGUAUGGACCACCGGGCCAUGGUCACAGUGUUCACGUAAGUGUGGCAGCGGUUUAAAGAAGAGGACUGUGAUGUGUAUGAGCACCACUGCAGGUGUUCAGAGUCACACACUGCCAGACAGCGAGUGUGCAGGCCUGCAGAAACCUGCCAGUCAGGAAUCCUGCAUCAUCAAACGCUGCCAGAAACAACGCAAGGUCCAGUGGUUUGUCUCCACGUGGCAAGAGUGUUCAGCAACAUGUGGCCAUGGCUAUCAGACACGUUUCAUCAAGUGUGCAGAAAAGGAUACAGCUGGAAAGUACAGAGAGCUGACAGCCAAGAAGUGCCACCAUGUUCCCAAACCCACAGCUGAACUACAAAGGCCCUGUUUCCUUGCUGAUUGUCCUGCACGCAUAAUCCUGCCUGUCCACCGAUGGAGCACACCUCACCGCACCUAUCUACCUCAGCCCCUCCCUCACCGUCCACCUCCCCCAGAGUGGCAUUCAUCUCCGUGGUCUCAGUGUACAGUGACAUGUGGUGGAGGAGUGCAGGCCAGGACAGCCCAGUGUCAAAUCCAGGGGAAACCGUCUUCUGGUUGUGCCCUCCAUCUUAAACCCCCAGAGUCCCAGGCCUGCAACACCAACUUCUGCCCACGACCUGAGAAGAAAGAUCUUGUGUGCAGGGAUUAUUUUAACUGGUGUUAUCUGGUGCCACAGCAUGGAGUCUGCAACCACAAGUUCUAUGGCAAGCAAUGCUGCCACUCCUGUUCAAAUUCAAAUCUAUAAUCAUUCAGUGUGACUUGCAGCUCACAGAGACAUUGCUAAGGAAUUAGAAAGACUAUAUUUCUUGUCCAAGCUUGAAAAGAUGUGUUUGUGUUCCAAGUCUGUGGUGAGCAUUGAAAAAAAAGUACACUUCGGUGGAUGUGCAAGAGAGUCGCCCUUUUUUCUUCUAUCUGGAUGUAAGAACCUGAUGCUGACACCAGUAAACAUGAAUGUGACCACGAGAGGACAAAGAAUCUUGGACAAAGCAAGAAUGACUGGCCUAGCUUGAAAAAAAAACUGAAAAAAUUAAACUUUGUAUACUGUAAUGUAACAGAACACAACAAAUAAUAAUGGCACACCAGCAAAGAACCGUGGACGAGGUUGCAACUAACAGGUGAUGUCUCCCACUUUGUGCUGUUCAUCUUGAUCAUUUGGAAAUUUGGGGUCUAAUAAUAAAAGGGACUUUUAAAACCUUAGAUUUAAUGGAAAAAACCUAAUCAAUAUUUAAUUCUGCAUGAUCUCUACAAUGGUAUAUUGAUUCCUAAAGGAAAAGGAAACAGAAAAAAACCAUACUAGAGAUCGACAGUAUUUUGAGACAGGACAAAUCUGUGUGAACUUCUUUUUUUUACUCAAUGGUGCUACAACCUUUUCACUUUUAUUUCACAGAGUCAGUGGGAGAUUCUCAAGAUUUCAGGAAGUGGCUAAUGAAUUGUGUGACCUGUGUACAGUAUUGUUUGUUUUAUUUAUUGGCUUUACAAUGCAGCAUUGCUGAAAGACUGUAUUAAUAAGCAAUGUAAAUGCUACUUUUUUGUUUUCUUUUUUAACUAAACCCAAGCACCAGUACCUUAGUAUUUUAUAUCAUGUUGUACUACUAGUCAAUAAACCCACAUGUUUUGGUCCAAACAGCAUUUUAGCUCAACAAAAAAGCAGCUGUUGAGUGUAAAUUUUCAUCAGAACAGUAAUAACUGUCUGAGCAUGUUUCAAAAGUCACUUGUCCAUAUUUUAUUGUUUAACACUAUUAUACAAAGCAGUUGUGUAUUGCAGGCGUUGUUAUGGCACAAAAAUGCAUUACAUGUCACCUAUGAUUUGGAAGCACUGGCAGAUUAUAGUUAAUACUAUUCUAACAUGAAUUUGUUACAGUAUAAAUGAAAUAAUAUUAACAAAUAUGCAUCAUAAUAGCAAGCAAGCUGUAGCAGUCCUGAUUUCAUCAUAUUUAGCUUGUGCAACUGAAUUUCAUGCUCUUUUCAAAUUGAUUCAUUUAAUGGGAAAAAGGCUUAAGAUGGAAACUUGAUCCCCACACGUUUAUCUCUUCAACUAGGCAAGGUGCUAUCAUCACACCGUGACAGAGGAUUUGUCUUUCAACAUGUUAUUAACAUCACUAUCAUUAUUACACGUUUUCAUCUUCAUAAUAGGGGCUAGAAUGUUUUAUUUGUAUUUCUGUAGCUUUAAUACUCAGCUUUGUAACUUUCAGAUUUAACAGCUGUAAUGUAAGUUUGUAAAUUGAAGCAUAUCUUAACUCUUCUUUGGUGUUAUUUAUUUUCUUUUUUUCCCCACAUAGAGUAAGAUCUGUUCCUGUCUCUUUGUAUUCUUUUGUACACUUCACAGCACAGCCAGGCAGGGUUCCUUGGUACCUGAUUAAUUAAAACAAAGUUCAACAAUAAUACUGUUGCAAUUUUUUAAAAAAUAUCAAAAUUGUAUUAUUAAUAUUUAGAUUUAAUCCAUUAAUAAGACUGAAUCUGAAUGGUUUAAAAC